Molecule: messenger RNA, 1196 nt
Organism: Dunckerocampus dactyliophorus (ringed pipefish)
Lineage: Eukaryota; Metazoa; Chordata; Actinopteri; Syngnathiformes; Syngnathidae
Gene: mesd
Product: mesoderm development LRP chaperone
Exons: 3
Coding region: 22-678 (218 amino acids)
Biological process (GO): protein folding
Source: RefSeq, a predicted model, not a curated record
CAGAUCGUACCAUCUGUAAACAUGGCGCCUGACUUUCGGUGGCAGUGUGUUGUGCUCCUCUUUUGUACUUUUCUGCUUUGUUCUGCAGCGAUCGACGACAAAGAGAAGCCCAAGAAGAAGAAGGAUAUCAGAGACUACAAUGACGCAGACAUGGCGCGACUCCUUGAAGAAUGGGAGAAGGAUGACGACAUUGAGGAGGGAGACCUUCCGGAGCACCGCAGGUCUCCUCCUCCCAUUGACUUCUCCAAGGUGGACGCGUCCAAACCUGAAGAACUGCUGAAGAUGUCCAAGAAGGGCCGCACCCUCAUGGUGUUUGCCACGGUGUCGGGAGACCCCACAGAGAAGGAGACAGAGGAGAUAACAGGCCUGUGGCAGGGCAGCCUUUUCAAUGCCAACUAUGACAUUCAAAGGUUUGUGGUUGGCUCCAACAGGGUGAUCUUCAUGCUACGGGAUGGAAGCUUAGCUUGGGAAGUGAAAGACUUCCUGCUGACCCAAGAGCGAUGCUUGGAGGUCACGGUAGAAGGACAGGUAUUCCCAGGGAAGGCUGCCAGCAAGGACAACGGCAAACACGAGCAGCAGAACGACGCGAACGCCAAGAAGACCAAGAAAAAGAAGACUGAGAGUAAGAAGGUGGAUUUGGAGGGGAACAGAGCCAGCAAUGGGAAACAGGAACUAUGAUGGAGUCAUGCAGAUGUUGAUCUUCUUUUGUCUAAGAGGCUGCAGGAGCAAAGUCAAAGUCACGAAUCAAUGAACUCCGCAGUCCUCGCUGGGUCGGGUUCUCUUGACUGCUGAGCACCCACGUUGGUGUUUGUUGGUCAACAUGUUGUAUUCCAAGUAAACUCUUGAAAUCAAACACGUCACAGAAAGAUCUAUCAUCAGUCUCACAGCCCCCCUUUUGGGAUUAGAUGAAGACCCUUGAUUGAUGGAUGCCGAUAUCCUUGUAAUGGGGGCAACAUACAACAUCAGCAGAGGAUCAAUACUUAUUUUCCCUAUUGUAUGUUAAUUAUGCGUGAUGUUCUUUUACAUGCGCCACAAAUGCACGUUGGGGUCGUUCAACUGGACGUCAGAUUCUGGCCUGUAUGGGAUUAUUCAUGUUCAGCAAAACUUCAAAAUCUGUCCAAAUAGCAAUUAGCUCACGCAUUUUCUUUUUGAUUUGCACUCACCAUAAGAAUAAAUGUUUGUUUUUUAAACUAUUA